Molecule: messenger RNA, 393 nt
Organism: Solanum tuberosum (potato)
Lineage: Eukaryota; Viridiplantae; Streptophyta; Magnoliopsida; Solanales; Solanaceae
Product: putative disease resistance protein At4g10780
Exons: 2
Coding region: 1-393 (130 amino acids)
Molecular function (GO): ADP binding
Source: RefSeq, a predicted model, not a curated record
AUGGUAAUUGUCAGUCAACAACCAGACUCAAAAAGAAUUCAGGGUGAGAUCGCAAGAGAAAUCAGACUGACAUUAGCAGGGAAUAAGUUAUGGAGUCGUGAAGAUCAGCUGCGUACAAGGUUAAUGGAUCAGAACUGCCGCAUCCUUAUAAUCUUGGAUGAUGUUCAGAAGGCUCUUGAUAUAAAGAGACUUGGAAUUCCAACAAUGGGAGCUCAGAAGACAUUGGAAGUUGGAAUGUUAUCUGAAGAGAAAGCAUGGAUCCUUUUCAGGCAGAAAGUCGGUAAUUUUGUCGAUGAUCCAUCUCUACUUGACAUAGCAAAAAAGGUUGCCAAAGAAUGCAAGGGGCUGCCACUUGCAAUAAUUUCAGUUGCAAGAGCACUAAAAAAAUCUUAA